Molecule: messenger RNA, 1976 nt
Organism: Anoplopoma fimbria (sablefish)
Lineage: Eukaryota; Metazoa; Chordata; Actinopteri; Perciformes; Anoplopomatidae
Gene: brcc3
Product: BRCA1/BRCA2-containing complex, subunit 3
Exons: 2
Coding region: 47-829 (260 amino acids)
Biological process (GO): double-strand break repair
Cellular component (GO): BRISC complex; BRCA1-A complex
Molecular function (GO): cysteine-type deubiquitinase activity; metallopeptidase activity; polyubiquitin modification-dependent protein binding
Source: RefSeq, a predicted model, not a curated record
CAGAACACGGAAGUGAAACGCUUGCUUCCGUGUUGAUGUUUUCGUCAUGGCCGUGAGCGCCGUUCACCUGGAGUCGGACGCCUUUUUGGUGUGUAUGAAUCACGCCCUCAGCACGGAGAAGGAGGAGGUGAUGGGGUUGUGUAUCGGAGAGGUGGAGGUCACCCGGAUCGUCCACAUCUACUCCGUCAUCAUCCUCCGCCGCUCGGACAAGAGGAAGGACCGGGUGGAGAUCUCCCCGGAGCAGCUGUCGGCAGCCUCCACGGAGGCGGAGCGGCUGGCAGACAUGACCGGCAGACCCAUGCGUGUGGUCGGCUGGUACCACUCCCACCCACACAUCACCGUGUGGCCCUCCCACGUCGACGUGAGGACCCAGGCCAUGUACCAGAUGCUGGACCAGUGCUUCGUGGGACUCAUCUUCUCCUGCUUCAUAGAGGACAAGAACACCAAGACGGGCCGGGUGCUCUACACCUGCUUCCAGUCGGUGCAGGCGCAGAAGGGCUCCGAGUACGAGCGGGUGGAGAUCCCCAUCCAUGUGGUGCCCCGCGAUGCCAUCGGUAAGGUGUGCCUGGAGUCUGCCGUGGAGCUGCCGCGGAUCCUGUGCCAGGAGGAGCAGGACACGUACCGCAAGAUCCACAGCCUGGCGCACCUGGACCCGGUCACCAAGAUCCACAACGGCUCGGUGUUCACCAAGAACCUGUGCAGCCAGAUGUCUGCGGUGAGCGGGCCGCUGCUGCAGUGGCUGGAGGACCGUCUGGAGCAGAACCAGCAGAGCAUCGUGGAGCUGCGGCAGGAGAAGGAGAGGCUGCUGCAGGAGCUGGCUGCUAUGUGAGCCUGGAGGACAGGGGGGGGGGUUGAGACUGGUAUCUGUUGUUGUUGUUGUUGUUGUUGUUGUUGUUGUUGUUGUUGGAAACGGACCUCCUGGUUUUGUUGCUUUAGGUUCUUCACCGUUUUGUACCAUACUCAGAAGAAUCGAAAACUGGCAUCGUUGUCUUGACUGCUUGUUCUUGAUGAGAAAUAUCCUUAUUCAAAUGGCUAUUUAAUUACAUUUAUUAUAUUUAGGGGAAUUCUUGUUCAAAUGUAUUGUGUGGCUGCAUCUAAAGAAUGCUUUCAUUAACAAAUAAACUGCCAACUAUUUUCUCACUUCCUCGAUUAAUCAUUUGGUCAGUAUAAUGUAUGAGAAAUGUCCAAGAGAAGGUCUUCUCCGAACAUAAACAAAUUUAUUAUUUUUACUAUUAUAUAACUAUUUACAAUGAUAAAACAACAUAAACUCUACAAGUCCUCCCAUUUAAGAAGCUGGAACCAGAACAUUUUGGUCAAUUUUGCUUGGAAUCUUUUUCUUUUUUCAAAUGUAUUGAUUGCACAGUUGUUUUCUUCUGUCGAUCAACUGAUCAAUGAAUCAACUUAUCGAUUCAGCUGGAGUCCCCAGAGCUGCUAUCUAAAGUCUGGUCAGAUUUGUAAUUUUGCAUACUUGUUUUUUUGACCAGACAGCUCCCUGAUAUGAGAUUUUGUACAGCUCUUUUGUGACAAGAGAAAGUUAAACUCUUGAGUCAUUUGAGAAGUUACCUUCUAUUUGUUAAAGAAAAACAAAAAAUGUUAUAAACUCUUAAAAGAUAUAGUUUUAGUUUAGGCCUCAUUUUUUUCUGAAUUAGCUGAAAUAAUGUGAUGGAAAAUGUUAUCCCACCAGCUAUCGAUGGAAAGCUGGUGGUGUGAAAUAUUAAGUAAUUUAUGGUUAAUGAUCAGAAACACACUAAACUUAAGUUGGGUCAUGUUUUUAUCACUCUGAAUCAGAGCCAACUGGACACACUGAGCCAGGACUAAUAGCUGUUACUGUGUGUGUGUGUGUGUGUGUGUGUGUGUGUGUGUGUGUGUGUGUGUGUGUGUGUGUGUGUGUGUGAGAGAGAAGAGAGUGAACAACAUUUGUUCACUCUGCUUGCUUUGUCUUUUUCUUCUGCCUUGUUUUAUCCCAGAUUUGUAAA